This is a messenger RNA of Jaculus jaculus (lesser Egyptian jerboa), 2427 nucleotides long. RefSeq names its product growth arrest specific 6 (gene Gas6). The coding region runs from base 16 to 2043 and encodes 675 amino acids. The transcript is spliced from 15 exons. Gene Ontology annotation, cellular component: extracellular region. NCBI's taxonomy places the organism in Eukaryota, Metazoa, Chordata, Mammalia, Rodentia, Dipodidae. Gene Ontology annotation, molecular function: calcium ion binding. The record is from RefSeq and is a predicted model, not a curated record.
GGCCCCGGCUCCGCCAUGCCGCCUCCUCCGGGGCCCAGCGCGGUCCUGGGCACCGCGCUGCUGCUGCUCCUGCUGGCUUCCGAGUCCUCUCACACCGUGCUGCUGCGAGCGCGCGAGGCGGCGCAGUUCCUGCGGCCCAGGCAGCGCCGCGCCAACCAGGUCUUUGAGGAGGCCAAGCAGGGCCACCUGGAGCGCGAGUGCGUGGAGGAGCUGUGCAGCAAGGAGGAGGCCCGGGAGGUGUUUGAGAACGACCCGGAGACGGAAUACUUCUAUCCAAGAUACCAAGAGUGCAUGAAGAAAUAUGGGGAGCCCAGAAACAAACACCCAGAUUUCGUCACAUGUGUUCAGAACCUGCCUGACCAGUGCACCCCAAACCCAUGUGAUAAAAAGGGGACCCAAAUCUGCCAAGACCUCAUGGGCAACUUCUUCUGUCUGUGCAAAGCUGGCUGGGAGGGCCGGCUCUGCAAUAAAGAUGUCGACGAGUGUGGACAGAAGAACGGGGGCUGCAGCCAGGUCUGCCACAACAAGCCAGGCAGCUUCUACUGUGCCUGCCACAGUGGCUUUGCAUUGGCUCCAGAUGGCAGGACCUGCCAAGAUGUGGACGAGUGUGCAGAAUUGGAUACCUGUGGGGAGGCUCACUGCAAGAACCUGUUAGGCUCCUACUCCUGCCUCUGCGACAAAGGCUAUGCGUACAGCUCCCAGAAGAAGGCCUGCCAAGCAGAUGUGGAUGAGUGUCAGCAGGGACGCUGCGAGCAGACCUGUGUCAACUCACCAGGCAGCUACACCUGCCACUGUGAUGGGCGUGGGGGCCUCAAGCUAUCCCCAGAUAUGGAUACCUGUGAGGACAUCUUGCCGUGUGUGCCCUUCAGCAUGGCCAAGAGUGUGAAGUCCUUGUACCUGGGCCGCAUGUUCAGCGGGACCCCUGUAAUUAGACUGCGCUUCAAGAGGCUGCAGCCCACCAGGCUGGUGGCUGAGUUUGACUUCCGGACUUUUGACCCGGAAGGGGUCCUCUUCUUUGCUGGAGGCCGUUCAGAUAGUACUUGGAUUGUCUUGGGUCUUCGGGCAGGACGGCUUGAACUUCAGCUACGGUACAACGGUGUCGGACGUGUCACCAGCAGUGGGCCAGUCAUCAACCAUGGCAUGUGGCAAACGAUCUCUGUGGAGGAACUGGAGCGCAAUCUUGUGAUCAAAGUCAACAAGGACGCUGUGAUGAAGAUUGCAGUGGCAGGAGAGCUGUUCCAGCUGGAGAGAAGCCUCUAUCACCUGAACCUCACUGUGGGCGGCAUUCCCUUCAAAGAAAAUGACCUCGUCCAGCCCAUAAACCCUCGCCUGGAUGGGUGUAUGAGGAGCUGGAAUUGGCUGAAUGGAGAAGAUAGCGCCAUCCAGGAAACAGUGAAGGCAAACACAAAAAUGCAAUGCUUCUCUGUGACAGAGAGGGGGUCCUUCUUCCCUGGGAAUGCGUUUGCUUUCUACAGCCUCAGCUACACCCGAACAUCGCUGGACAUUGGGACUGAAACCACCUGGGAAGUAGAAGUUGUGGCUCGCAUCCGCCCUGCCACUGACACUGGGGUUCUGCUAGCACUGGUGGGUGACAACCAAACUGUCCCUCUCUCUGUGGCCCUCGUUGACUACCACUCUACAAAGAAGCUCAAGAAACAGCUGGUAGUUUUGGCGGUUGAGGAUGUUGCCCUGGCCCUGAUGGAGAUCAAGGUGUGCGACAGCCAGGAACAUGUGGUCACUGUCUCCUUGAGAGAGGGUGAGGCCACCCUGGAGGUGGAUGGCACCAAAGGCCAGAGUGAAGUGAGCACUUCCCAGCUGCAGGAGAGGCUGGCUACACUCAAGACCGUACUGCAGGGCUCUGUGCUCACCUUCAUUGGGGGCCUACCAGAUAUACCAGUGACUUCUACGCCCGUCACAGCAUUCUAUCGUGGCUGCAUGACAUUGGAGGUGAACCGAAGGACCCUAGAUCUGGAUGAGGCCUCAUAUAAGCACAGUGACAUCACCUCACACUCCUGCCCACCUGUGGAACGCACUGUGCCCUAAACCAAGCUGCUCCAGCACCCAUGAGGCAAAAGGCCUCCACAUCUUCCUGCAGAGAGAACCAGAGACAUGAACAACCACCACUGGCUCUGCAGCGAUGUCCUUCAACACUGGAGCCAUUGGGCUGUGGUCCUCAGGAGCUAUUUUCCUUUAAGAUAUUUCUUUGCCUUGUAACAUAUCUGUACAUAGUGGGACUGGAGUCAGGUCAGAAGCUGCUCUCCUAGCCACUGGGCCCAAUCCAAGCUGGCUGUAUAGAGACAGGCUAGAGGGCUGGUGACUGACAACAGAAUGGACUUGAAGAAAAUAAAUCUCUAUUAUUUUUAUUACCACAUGCUUCUUACUGACUCUAAAAUACGGAAAAUAAAAUAUUUACAGAAACCUUUUUAA